UCUGGGAUGCAUUAAUCAUACCGCAUCGCCCAGCAAUAGUGUUUGGCGUACUACCAACAACGUCAAAGAUGAACUUUGGGAUUUCACUCUGGAUAAAAAGUCUCCUUGCAUGCUGGGCGAUUCUAGCAGUUGCGUUGGUAUACAGUGCAGUCGGAUAUUUCAUCUCUCACACACUGUGCGCUUCGUUAAAUCAUACCAAAACUACAAAACAAGGAAAUGUCACGUCAAAAUACGACGUCAAUCAGCAAGAACUUGGACCGUCGUUAUUGAGAAAUAACGAGACAAUGGAUACGUCGUACUGCAUUUUUGAGCAAUGCAAGAUCAUUACAUGCUCUUACAUACCCGAGAAACUCGAUUCAGGAAAAGUGAUAAAGACUUUCAUCGAGAACACUUUCAAGGUUAAAUGCGGCUCAAAUGUUGCUGUAAAAAUAAAAUUCACAAAAUCGGCGUUUCCCGGCAAUAAACUUCGAAAAAAGUGGUUGCAGACGGAUUUAGCGAUCAAUGAAUUAACUUUUGACAAUUGCUUCCUAACCAACUUAAACAAAAAAGCCUUUUCCUCAACAAUAUUUCAUCGGACAACAAGACUUUUUCUAAUAAACAAUAAUAUAUCUAUUUUAAAAAGAGCAACUUUUCGCUAUCUUCCAAAUCUGAAAGAUUUCUGGAUUAUAGACAAUAAAAUAAAAUGGGUCGACAGGAAUUUAUUAAAAGACGUUGGAAAUACCUUAGAAACUCUUCAGAUCGAAAAUGCUAUCGAAAAUACAGAAGUUCUUCGAAAUAUUACGGGAGAAUAUCCUUUACCUGCAGUACAAAUAUUGUCUCUACGAUACAACCGUAUCCCGAUUAUCGAUUCGCAGCUCUUCUCUGGCGUAUUCAACCUAGUAUCCCUUUAUUUAUCCAAAUCAUACAUAGAGACUGUUUGCCCAAAUACAUUCGCGCCAAUAUCCAGAUCUGUGAAACAGAUAUUCAUGAACGAUAAUUUUCUGACCUCUUUACCCAAAGGUCUGUUUGAUACAAUAAUUCAGUGGAAUAUCGAUUUCGGUCUGACAAUCAAUAACAAUUUGUGGCACUGCGAUUGUAAACUCAAGUGGAUGCAGGAUAUGAUGAGAGAACAUUCGAAUGUGAUAAAAAAGGAUCUGAUUUGCAGCUCGCCUGAAGUAAACGCCAACAAGUCCUUCACGCUCGCCAAUUUUUGCAACGAAACAACAACGAUGAUAAUAAAUAUAACUGAUAAAACGACCACGAUGAUGACAAAUAAAACUGAUGAAACGACAACAAUGAUGAUAAAUAUAACUAAUGAUACAACACAUAACGAUGUAAUAUCAACAACAAUAAGCGUUUCAAAUCCGUCUUCUACAAUCGAAUCUAGCACAAGAGAAACAAUUCAUGUCGACUGCGAUAAUCUGAAUUAUUCAAUUCGUUCACAGUAUUCGCAUCACGUAUUUUCGACGGUCGACCUCGAAAUAUUAGGAUUCCAAAAUUUCUUCGCGACGGACUACAAUAACGGAAGUGUUCUGCUCACUCUACCGGAUUUGUACGUAUCUUUGAUUUGGUUCAACAAUGACGUGCGAUCAAACUCAGCCAGUCUAAAAAAAUCGAUAAAUUGCGUCACCAAAGUCAAGUGCGCCUAUCUUAUAAAUCUUGAAGUAGGAACGAGCUAUACGAUUUGUUUAUUGAACAAUUUGACUUUUACACCGUUGAAUUGUUGGGGUCUAACCACGAGAUCACUUACAUCUAGUAUUGAUAAAAACAUAAUUAUUAUUAUUUUCGUUAUUUCUCUAAUACUAACAUGCUUCGUGAGUGCUCUCAUUAUGUUCUUCACGGUACGGCGGAAUCCUGCGAUGCUGAAAGGAAACAAGCGAAUCAUGAUCGUAAAACGUAGAACCCUGGAUGCCAUAGUGCUGCCGGAAGGACUUUCGAGUGACACUAUCGAGUCUGAGAAAAAGAAUGCGAUAUCUACGAUCUCGCAAAGUUUAAAGGAGGACGUAUACGCCGUACCCUUUUCGCCGGCGCGAAACUCGAUUCACAAGAACUCUAGGAAUUCGAGUGUACAGAGCGAUCCGAGCUAUAUCUCCGUUAGACCGAUCUACUCGCAACUAAAUUCAUGGAAUUGGAAACAGAUUUUGCACAUGAAUUCGGCAACAGAUCCGCCAUCCUUACCUCCUCCGCGUAUGACAAUGUCGUGCAACAAUUAUCGGCAGCAUCGUACACGAAUGAGAAUGUCUAUGACGAUUUAAUUUGCAUGUUGCAACAAUGUAAUAAAUACUGUUGUAUUUCUGUUUAAUU
Linepithema humile (Argentine ant) is the source of this 2283-nucleotide messenger RNA. RefSeq lists its product as uncharacterized. Lineage: Eukaryota; Metazoa; Arthropoda; Insecta; Hymenoptera; Formicidae. The record is from RefSeq and is a predicted model, not a curated record.